Messenger RNA from Helianthus annuus (common sunflower), 857 nucleotides. RefSeq names its product oxysterol-binding protein-related protein 2A-like. The coding region runs from base 167 to 514 and encodes 115 amino acids. The transcript is spliced from 2 exons. The record is from RefSeq and is a predicted model, not a curated record. Gene Ontology annotation, cellular component: intracellular membrane-bounded organelle; membrane; cytosol. Gene Ontology annotation, molecular function: sterol binding. NCBI's taxonomy places the organism in Eukaryota, Viridiplantae, Streptophyta, Magnoliopsida, Asterales, Asteraceae.
UAAUGCAUUACAAAGUUAUGAACAUAAGUUGAUGCAUAUUCAGAAUGGAGUAAGACGGAAUCAUCUGACGAUGUGGAGAAACAAGAGCUUGAAGAUGCUUCAGAAGACGAAGAAACAUAUUUUUUUGACACAAAAGAUCACUUCCCCGGUGUCAUAACCCAAUCUGAUGUUAUGGACGAAACACACGACGAGAAAUUACAAUUCGAAAGAAGAAAAAAGCUUCCGGAUCCCAUUGAAAAAGAAAAAGGGGGUCAGUUUAUGGUCAAUGAUCAAAGAUAACAUCGGGAAGGAUCUAACAAGAGUUUGCCUACCCGUUUAUUUCAACGAGCCAAUUUCAUCUUUCCAAAAAUGUUUCGAAGAUCUCGAGUAUUCCUAUCUGUUAGAUCGUGCAUAUCAGCAUGGAAAAGAGGUACUUGAUGCGUUGAUUGGUCUUUGUUGCCGAACAAGCAUAUCAGCAGAUGCUUUAUGGGAUGGAUGGAGGUUGGCUUUUAAGGCAAUUGCUUCCGUAUUGUGAGACUGAGUUUAACACUCACCAUAUUCAAUCCCUCAAGGCAACUCCAAUAAUUUUUUUGUCAUGAAUUAUAUUUAUAAUAUUCGUUAAAAUUGUAGUUUGGUUUGAUAUAGAUCGAGACCGAAGAGAAUUGGACUUGAAUCUGAGAUCCUGCAUGGCUUAUUUGCUUAAUUAUGUUUAUACGUACAAGUGUUUUGUCCCAAGUGACAUUAAAUUCUUCCUUACAGGAUUCCUUUACUAAGCGCUGCAACCAACUUGUUGAAGAACAAAUUUUUUAUGAGGUGAUCUUGUUUUAUUGGUGGUUUAUAAGUUUUCUUCGUCGUGUCUUCUACUGACUUCUGUCAUC